Chelmon rostratus (copperband butterflyfish) is the source of this 1167-nucleotide messenger RNA. It is a transcript of the gene mrpl27, whose product is annotated as mitochondrial ribosomal protein L27. Gene Ontology annotation, biological process: translation. The coding region runs from base 6 to 449 and encodes 147 amino acids. NCBI's taxonomy places the organism in Eukaryota, Metazoa, Chordata, Actinopteri, Chaetodontiformes, Chaetodontidae. The record is from RefSeq and is a predicted model, not a curated record. The transcript is spliced from 4 exons. Gene Ontology annotation, cellular component: mitochondrial large ribosomal subunit; ribosome. Gene Ontology annotation, molecular function: structural constituent of ribosome.
UCAAGAUGGCAGCGUUGGCGUCCUUGAUGUUGAAGUCUAGAGCAGGUCUAUUGGUGCCUGGUCAGUCCUCUCUUCUAGACUCUGUGAGGUUUGCAUCCAAGAAGGCUGGUGGGAGCAGUAAAAACCUCGGAGGAAGGAGCCCUGGCCGGAGAUAUGGUUUCAAGAAACAGGAUGGUAACUUUGUCCAUGCGGGUAACAUCCUUGCAACCCAGAGGCUGAUGAGGUAUCACCCAGGAGCUCAUGUGGGGCUGGGAACCAACAACACGCUCUUUGCUCUGGAAGACGGCUACGUCAGGUUCACCAAGGAGGUCUAUGUCCCACCACCACGCAGCCAUGAGACCACUAAGGUCAUCACCAAGCUGCCAAAGGGAGCCUUGCUCUACAAGACCUUCAUUAACGUCCUGCCCGUCAAACAGGAGAGCAAGUUUAAACUGGUGGACAUGGUCUAAAACUAACUGGACUGCACUGGGAGGCCAUCACUUCCCAGGUUUUGUUGUGGUGGCCAGGAUCAAGAAGGAUUUGUUUUGAUUCGCUGUGGCUGAUCACCAGAGACCCAAGUGAACAGCAGACCAUGAGCCAGAGACGAGUCAGUGAAACCUCCUCAGCUCCAUAAAUAUGUGACGAAGGCUGCAAGCAACAAUUUUUUUUUCAUUAUCAAUUUAUCUGCCCAUUAUUCUCAUGAUUAAUCAAUUCAUUGUUUAGUCUGUAAAGUGUCAAAAAAUUGUGAAAAAUGCUCAUCACAAUUGUCCAGUGACGUCUUCUUUUGUGCAUCCAGCAGUCCAAAACCCAAAGACUCGUCACUUACUCUGAUAUGUGACACAGAGCACAAAGCAGCAAACCCUCACAUGUAAGAAGCUUCAACCAGCAACUGUUUGACAUUUUGCCUUGAAAAAUGACUGAAAAGAUUGUUGAAGUAGUUGGCGAUUCAUUUUCUUUCAGUCAACUAAUUGAUUAAUUCUACAUGCUCUUUGGAAAUAUGUGACACUCUCUUAUUGGACUUAGGAAACAGAAGUUCAGCUGUGUCACAUGAAGUGUUCAUCAUGGCUUGGGGUCAUUGAAAUGCCUCAUGUUCAGCCAGGAGUUAACCACCUGAAGGAACUGAGGUGCCAUCGCCAUGAUACUGAAUAUGUACUGUAUUUAUGUAUUAAAGUUUUCUAUGUGAAAGUC